AGCGUACCCAAGUGGCUAACUAGUGACGUCAGAGGAUCACUUUUACUUUCGUUUCAUCCGAAACGCGAUGGAUAACGAACGAUGAACGAGGGCGCACAGCUACUAGUCCCCAUGUUGGACGCGAGAAGCAUCGCCAUGGAUGCAGGCUUCACUGCCGUAGAAGUCCGCGGUGUUCCACGCAAGCUUCCAGAAGAUCGGAUGAUUGACAAGCUGACGAUUCACUUCCUGCGGCCUCGGAACGGGGGCGGGGAGGUGCUCAGGGUGGUGUACUCCGACCAAGCUCCACACCGGGCGUUUGUCGUUUUCGAGCGUCCAGAAGUGGCGGCUCGUGUCCUGCAGAGGGCGCACGUGCUGCAGUUGGAGGGGCAGUCUUUUCCCCUGACGGUCCGCCCGGGGGAGCAUGCUGAGGUGGACCUGCCUGUGAGAGCCACGCUGGACCUGCGGCAGUUUCGGGAUCAGGACGCCGCGCUCUCUAUCCUGAGGAGGCACGGGUUCAAGGUGAACCGGCAGCACCCCGGGCAGGCGCUGCUGGAGGGGACCUUCCUCAGUUUGAGCGCCGCUAGGGUCAGACUGGCGGAGCUGCUCGCCUCCGAAGGCCAAUCGCGGAGCUUGUACCCCGAGCCCCGCCCCAGCGUCCUCUCCCAGGGAGCGGUGGACAAAUGGGGACUCUCAUCAAACGCAGACAUGUCAUACAGGCUGAACGGGGCCAAGGUGGAUGCUGGGAGUUGGAGUCCUAAGGAUGCCAAGCAAUCGCCUACUUCCUUUUCCUCCGUCACCCCGUCCCGCGUCCCAUCGCCCGGCUCCGCGGCCAGCUUCCUGUACGAUUCCCCCCCGGGGGGCCGGCCCUCGGCCAGCCCCCACCACCGCGACCACGCCUCCUACGAAGGCCAAUCGCAGAGCUCAUACCUUGAGCCCCGCCCCAGCGUCCUCUCCGAGGGAGGGGCGGACAAAUGGGGACUCUCAUCAAACGCAGACAUGUCAUACAGGCUGAACGGUGCCAAGGUGGAUGCUAGGAGUUGGAGUCCUAAGGAGGCCAAGCAAUUGCCUACUUCCUUUUCCUCCGUCACCCCGUCCCGUGUCCCAUCGCCCGGCUCCGCGGCCAGCUUCCUAUACGAUUCCCCCCCGGGGGGCCAGCCCUCGGCCAGCCCCCACCACCGCGACCACGCCUCCUACGAAGGCCAAUCGCAGAGCUCAUACCUUGAGCCCCGCCCCAGCGUCCUCUCCGAGGGAGGGGCGGCUAAAUGGGGACUCUCAUCGGAAGCAGACAUGUCAUACAGGCUGAACGGUGCCAAGGUGGAUGCUGGGAGAUGGAGUCCUAAGGAUGCCAAGCAAUCGCCUACUUCCUUUUCCUCCGUCACCCCGUCCCGCGUCCCAUCGCCCGGCUCCGCGGCCAGCUUCCUGUACGAUUCCCCCCCGGGGGGCCGGCCCUCGGCCAGCCCCCGUGACCGCGCCUCCUUCGCGGUGGACACCCACGCGCUCCGCUACGCUGGCUCCUUCCGCAACGACGAGGUCCAAGAGAUCCUGCAGGAGCACGGCGUGCAGAUGGAGGUGCAGCACGUGGACGGUUCGGGGGUCAGCACCGUGGUGCUGGCGGGCCGCCACGCGCCGCAGGCCGAGGACAAGCUGGCGGGGCUCCUGAGGGAGGUGCAGGCGGGCCUCCGCACCCAGGAGAUCCCCCUCUCCUCCAUGAGCCAGGAGCGACAGCGCCAGGUCGGCCAGCUCGCCCUGAAGCUCGGAGGCAUUUACAAGGUUCUGGUGCUCCAGACGGGCGACGCCCUCCAGCUGGUGGGCUCCUCCAGCAAGAGCUACGAGCUGAAGCAGAGGAUUCUGGGAGAGGAGGGGAGUCGGCCCUCCUCCAGGCGGGAGGGCGUGGAGCAGGAGCGCGGCAGGCAGCCCGGAAGGAGCGCCUCGUUGCCACGGCGACCCGCCAGGGAGGGCGCGAGAGACUCGGGCCCCGGCUCCGCGGCGGCCGGAGGGUACGACCCGUCGAAAUACGACCAGGGGCCGGGGGGCAAGGGGCCCGGGCGAGGGGGCCGCGCGGACCCCACCCCGCCAACGGACCCCCGAAGAAAGAGAAGCGUCUCGGAGUCCCGCUCCAAAGAGAAGGAGGGCAGAGCCACGCCAGGGCAAGGGGAUAACCACAGGGUGCCCCCUGCUGGCGCUUCAACAACACCGGAGAAAGAACAAACCUCAAAAAAGAAAAGUGGCCCAACUAUGUUGAAAAAUCUAUUUCAACCACCACAGUUUAUAGAUAGGAAUUUCUUACGUAAAAAGAAGAGCUAAUUGAAUUAAUGAGCGCAGUCGAAAAACUAGCGGACGGGAACACUUUUAUGCUUCAGAUCAGGGGAAGGGAAUAAAUCCAUUCUACUGAAAAUGAAGUUAAUAUCAACAUGCUGUCUCCACUGUUAAUAGAAGAACUAGAUUCGAUCUGCUCCAGUGCUCUGUUGCCUUGGAUACGUUAGACCAGUGAACAUAUGCACACCUGUCACCUGUAAAUGUGCCCCAUCUUUAGUGUUGUUUUUAACAAUAUGACCAGUGGCUGGUAUCCAGGGUGUUGAAAAAACAAACAACUGCACGUGCAAAAAAGGGGAUUAUUUGAAGGCUAAUGAUGCUAUGAACCGACUGUAUAUGUGAACAGCCUACUGGUAUUUGCUUGUGAAAGACAUUUCUCAUUCACAUUGGUGUUAUUCGGCUUCUACCGGUUAGAAAUCUGUCCAAUGUUUGAAGCAAAGCAAGCUUGCCCAGAACCAUAACACGAAACACCUAGCAUAAAAAAAAUAAUUUAAUGAUUCAUCAAAACUACUUUAGAGUCUAGAUGCCGGAUGUAUUUUGCAGAGCUUCCUCUAGUCUCUCUUAUGAGGAAUGCAGUUAUAAUUCUAACUAAAUUCUAACUUCUAAAUUCUCCUCCUCGUGAGUAAUUAUGGGAUUAGUACCAUAUUAUCUAACUCCCUCUGUGUGUAACUGCAUACCCAUAAUGCUUUGAGAACAUAUCCUGCAUCACCACCCUUUUACUGACGCUUUGACCUAGUAAGCACCAUGUGACAAAGUGGUGAACACCAGACCUGGGUGGAUUCAAAUACCUUUCUACGCCAGCGUAUUGGAACCAAAGAAAUACUCUCAUAAAGUGCAAACCCCACCUUCUGGUCACAUUAGCAGGCUCAGUUACACCAGGCAAGAUCAAUAGAGCACAGAAAAGUAUUUGAAUCCAAAACAAUAUGUAUGUAUUUCACCCAGGUCUGGUGAACACAUACCUCUUGGGAAUCGAACACACAGCUGAGCUGAAAUCUUGACUGCCAAUGUUAUGUGCUACAUUUACUUUAUAUGUGUUUAUGUGUCAUUCACAUUCCUGUCUCACACGUGGGUGAAUAAACAAAUUAUGGAAUUAUACUUUCCUAAAAUCAGAAGUGGUUAUCUGUAUUGUUGCUUGAAAUUAAAUUAUUAAAAAAAAAAUCUUGGAGUAUACACUGUGCUUCCUCUGUUGUGUUUAUAUUAAACGUUGGGAAACCAAAACUUC
This is a messenger RNA of Anguilla anguilla (European eel), 3514 nucleotides long. RefSeq lists its product as uncharacterized. The transcript is spliced from 4 exons. NCBI's taxonomy places the organism in Eukaryota, Metazoa, Chordata, Actinopteri, Anguilliformes, Anguillidae. Bases 82 to 2283 code for a protein of 733 amino acids. The record is from RefSeq and is a predicted model, not a curated record.